UUUGCAGUUCAUUUGGGGAUUCGGUAGCUGUCUUUAUAGAGAAUUUGGAAAUAGGAAUUUGGAAAUUGGGGUUCCCACCCUUGGCAGGAAUGUCAGAUUCUGGGGAAGAGUUCGCCGGCGAAAAGAGCCAGGGAAGCGCCAGGAGCAAGAGUCCUCCGGCGAGCAUCGACUGGAAGGAGGAGGAGGAGGCACCAAAGGAGCCUUCCGUGGGCAAGGGAAGUAUUCUAAAGGCAAGGGAGGAUGUCCAGAUCCCUUAUUCCGAAAAAGGAAGCUUUGUAAACCCACCAGAGGAGGAGGAGACCACCAGUCCCGAGAGAUUGAGUGGUCUAAAGGAACCCCGAACCACCAUUGCCUCGGAUGUGGAGACGGGAACGGCUUCGGAGGACUCCGAGGACUCCGUUAGGACAUCCCCAGAAGAACCCAUUCGCUCGACGAGUAAAAACCGCCGUUUGGAGUACUUUCGCAGUGGAUCGGAUGCCGAUUGCCAGGUCCAUGUGCUGAGCAACUGUCCCCAAUCUAAUAAUCCUGAGGUGAGUAUUUGCUACAAGAAGUUCCCCUGCCACCGUAUCUUCCUGGCCACCGCCUCCGACAAGCUGGAGCAGGAUGUGUACCAGAAUAAGCAGUGGAAUGGUGUGCUCCAGAUCAAUGGGGUUUCCCCCGAGAGCGUGGAGAUCUUCCUGGAGUUCAUCUACACCUUCGAGGUGACCUCGCCGCUGGUCCAACUCAGCCAGGUGGGCGAUAUAUUCAUCCUGUCCUGCGCCUACAACAUGCCGGAGUUACUGCGAUCCUUUUCGGAGCAUCUAAAGCAGCAGGAUUGGCCCAUGGAUGGUAUAUUCCCAGCUUUUGACCUGGCAUUUCGGCAUAAUAUCAUCGAUCUGGAGAGGGUUUGCAUGGAGAAAAUACUGGAAAAGGGAAAGAUUUUGACCCGGGAACCCAGUCUUAUGAAGUUACAGAUUUACGCCCUGAACUUUGUGAUUCAGCACUGGCUGGUGACGGAACUAGUGCCCCAGGAUGAUCUCAUCAGCAUUUUGAAGCAGUAUCAGGAGGUCAACGAGGUCACCUUCGCCAAUACCCAGAAAUUUCCGCAUUUCACCAAGAUUAUCAAGUACUUCCCCAAUGUCCUUUUGGAUGCCGAGGGGUAUAUAAGCCAAUAUUAG
Drosophila takahashii is the source of this 1157-nucleotide messenger RNA. RefSeq lists its product as uncharacterized. NCBI's taxonomy places the organism in Eukaryota, Metazoa, Arthropoda, Insecta, Diptera, Drosophilidae. The record is from RefSeq and is a predicted model, not a curated record. Gene Ontology annotation, molecular function: protein binding.